GUUACAUGCUCUUUCUGGAGUACAGCAGCUACUUGCGGAAACAGGAGGUGACAGAGGAGGAGAAGGCUGAAAGGAGGAAGCAGCUGGAGCCUUUGCUAAAGCAGUACGGCCUGGACAACCUCACAGAGCAAGAGCAGCAAGGCUCAUGCACGUGGAUCCUCAUGGCCUGCCUGGUACUGCUGGCCGCGACAGUCUUCUAUUACUAUGGCAUGCCAACCAGCAGCAGUGAGCUGGACAUGACGCUGUGA
Molecule: messenger RNA, 248 nt
Organism: Effrenium voratum
Lineage: Eukaryota; Dinophyceae; Suessiales; Symbiodiniaceae
Source: the annotation of a GenBank genome assembly